Messenger RNA from Scylla paramamosain (green mud crab), 1350 nucleotides. Its product is annotated as bromodomain-containing protein DDB_G0280777-like. Lineage: Eukaryota; Metazoa; Arthropoda; Malacostraca; Decapoda; Portunidae. The record is from RefSeq and is a predicted model, not a curated record. The transcript has 3 exons. The coding region runs from base 1 to 1350 and encodes 449 amino acids.
AUGCCUGCAAAUGUGCUGCAGUCAGAAGGUAGUCCAGUACGUCAAACAAAUGCUCAGCAACAGGUUGUGGCAGUGCAGUCUCCAGCAGCUGUAGCAGUGGCUCCAACCCAACCUUUAGGUCAGACAGUAACAGCUACACCUGUAGCUGUGACUGGCCCUGGGGGACAGACACAGGUACAACUGAAGCUUGAAUCAGAAUCUUUGGCACAGCUGAUGCAACGGACAGGUAGUAAAAUAGUGGCCUUACCCAAUGGACGAGGAGGCUAUACCUUGUCCCUCACACCUGGUGCAGUUCAACCAGGACAGAAGAGUCAGACACAGAUAGCUGCCAACACAGCAGCAAAGGUGCAAGUUGUGUCUGGGGCAAAUGCUUUAUUAGAAGAUACACCACAGCCUCAAGAUGUACAGCAACAGUCACAGAUUGUUCAACAGCAGAGUCAUGUUAUAUCCCAAGGAGUAGCUCAACCAGCUGUUGUCUCACAACAGACAUCACUGGCUCAGCAGAUUGGGGUCAAACAGGUUGUACCAGCCAGUCAAGUCAAUGUGUCUGGAUCAGGGCAGGUUGUUUCAAGAGUUGGUAUGCAACAGAGAGUUUUUGGUAAUUUGGUAUCCUCUCCACAAGGAGCCAGAACAACACAAGUUCCUGUGACAGCUGUAAUUGCUUCACACCAGCAAGGAGGUACUAUUAUAAACACAAGCCAAGCAACAGGUGUACUGCAGAAAGUGACAAGCACGCAGUCACAAUUGACUGGCGCUCAGGCAGGUCAGCAUCAGAUAGUAUUGCAACAGCGAGUAGCAGCCACUGGCACCCAAGCUGCAGUGUCUCCACAAGUAAAUCAAGGUGUUGUCCAGCAGCCUGCUGCCACAUACAAGCAGGUAGUUGUUAAUCAACCAGUCCAGCAGGUUGCACAGCAGGUAGUCCAAGUAGCUCAAGGAUCUGUAUUACAACAGCAACAGCAACAAGUUGUGAGGUUACAUCCUGUAUCUGGGAGUGGUAGUCACCGGAACACUCCCACUCAAAAACUUGUUCAAAUUGUACAGCCUGGAGGGGGUCGUCAAGUGGUGCAAAUGGUUCAGCAGGUGGUUGCAAGUCAAGGCCAAGCAAAUCAAGGACAUCAACAACUCAUCUAUGUCCAGGGAAAUGGACAACAAACACAGCAAGUGAUGCAACAGCAGUUAGUUGUGCAGCAACCACAACAACAGCAGCAACCUCAGCAGCAGCAACAAACUGUAGUUCAGCAACAACAGACUGUAGUCCAGCAGCAACCAGUUGUUCAGCAACAGCAGCAACAACAAGUAGUUCAACAACAGGGAUUUUUCCAUGACGAGUUCGACGAUGAUGUCCCUUAG